AUGCUGCGACUCAUUAGUUCGAUAUUCGCCUCGCUGGCAGCAGUGCAAGCCAUUCUUUGUCCCUCGGGCUCACAAUGUGCUGCCAAAUGCGGCAACGUUCUGGCCGCCACCUCGCCGGAUGACCUGGUUUGCGAGCAAGCCGCAUUCUCCAACAACCCAACGGGACAGUUGUUUGCGGGAUGCGUCGACUGCCAGAGGUCGAGCGCAUACUUUAGAGGGAACGACAGUGACGUCCAGUCCAUGUUGUACAACAUUCGAUACGCCCUCUCGUAUUGCGUUUGGGGUUCUGUGCCGGUUAAGAACCCCCAAGUGGUUGACACCCCAUGCAUCACAUCAAAAGCAUGCGGUCCCUUUAGAGACGCCGUUCAGUUCAUGAACUUGUCCACGCAAUACGAUGCUUAUCAGUACUGUGACGUUUGGCCGACCAAUGACGCUCUCGACUUUCAAGGCUGCACCGAGUGUCUUCAAGCCGAGGGGAGACAAUACAUGGGCAAUUUCAUCAUUGCUCUUCAGGCAGCAUGUGUGCAGAAACCCGCAGCUGGGCUCUUUAUUGGACUCGGCGGUGAAUUGUUCUCUACAACUGCAGUUCAGAUCUCAACGCCAAGUCCAACGGCCAUGAUCAACCCUGCCUGGUUUGAUCAUGGUGCUAUUACGCUUGGAUGCAAGGUGGGCAUCGCUUUUGGAUGCUUGGUCGGUCUUCUUAUUCUUGUUGGCUGCGGCAUUGUCUGGAACGGUAAACGAAGACGCCGUGCUUAUUUGCGCACGCUCGAUGCGAAGUAUUCUCCUCCCAAGAGCUGGCCAACACCGGUUGCACGAGGCGAGAUGGGGGAAACACAAGGCCAACGACAACAAACGUUCCGCGGCUACGACGACACUCCGCUCAGUCAACAGCCUUUGCGUGGAUGGGAUGACACACCCGUGAGCCAACAACCCCCUCGAGGGGGCUGGGAAGAUUCUCCCGUGACGGCAACUUGCGAGAAACCUUUGCCAAGGUACUUCUCACCUUACUCGAGUCAAUACAACAGUCCGAUUGGUGCUCAAGAAGGCCAAGCCAUGCCGUGGGCACAAGCCGCACCGGUGCAGAACCAUCAUACUGGAGCCGCCGCCACACGUGGUGAGGCUUCCAGUGAUUACCAGGCGUCGGGAUCUGUCGAUAAAGGCAAGGCGAAGGAGGAGGCUUACGAAAUGCAUCACGUCGACACAAGCGAAAUUGCGACCUCGGGCAGUCACCCGCGUGCCAUGGGAAGAAAUGAAACGCCUGUGCUCAGCCACCCAGGUUACGGACGGCAAGGACAAACUGCUUCGGCACGGCAAACAACGACAGGCCAUGGGGCAAGUCAUGGAAACGCCACAUAG
Messenger RNA from Ustilaginoidea virens, 1356 nucleotides. RefSeq lists its product as uncharacterized. NCBI's taxonomy places the organism in Eukaryota, Fungi, Ascomycota, Sordariomycetes, Hypocreales, Clavicipitaceae. The transcript is spliced from 4 exons. The record is from RefSeq and is a predicted model, not a curated record. Bases 1 to 1356 code for a protein of 451 amino acids.